Molecule: messenger RNA, 2160 nt
Organism: Lathyrus sativus (Indian pea)
Lineage: Eukaryota; Viridiplantae; Streptophyta; Magnoliopsida; Fabales; Fabaceae
Source: the annotation of a GenBank genome assembly
AUGGCGGAUGUUUUGGUAAUGAAAGAGAUUGAAGACAAAGCGUUGUCUCUCGGAAUUGAUUUAUCUACUGUUGAUCUUGAUUCCAUUCACCUCCCACCUGGUGAAGACUAUGGCAUAUUCAGUGAUGAUGAGGAAGUUUAUAAAGAGGAGAAUCUUGAGUUUGAUACUGGUUUUGGCAACAUUAUAGUAGUGGAUAAUACCCCUGUUGUUACGAAAGAUAAAUUUGCGAAGCUUGAAGGUGUUAUUAGGAAAAUUUUUAGUCAGAUUGGUGUUAUUAAGGAUGAUGGCUUCUGGAUGCCUGUUGAUCCUGCGACUGAAAAGACCGUAGGUUACUGCUUCAUUGAGUUCAAUACUCCUCAGGAAGCCGAGCUUGCUAAAGAGAGGGGCCAGGGAUACAAACUGGAUCGUUCUCACAUAUUUACAGUUAGUAUGUUUGAUGAUUUUGACCGUUUUAUGAAAGUGCCAGAUGAGUGGGCUCCUCCUCCAAAAAAGGAUUAUGCUCCAGGGGAAAAUCUUCAACAAUGGCUUACUGAUGCUAAGGCCCGAGACCAGUUUGUGAUUCGUGCUAGUUCAGAUACUGAGGUUUUGUGGAAUGAUGCUAGGCAUUUAAAGCCUGAUCCUGUUUAUAAACGUGCAUUUUGGACUGAGAGUUUUGUACAAUGGUCUCCUCUGGGCACAUACUUGGCAACAGUUCACCGUCAGGGGGCAGCAGUCUGGGGAGGUGCUACAACCUUCAAUCGUCUCAUGCGUUAUGCUCAUCCCCAGGUGAAACUUAUUGAUUUUUCACCUGGUGAGAAGUAUUUGGUAACUUAUAGCAGCCAUGAACCAAGCAAUCCCCGGGAUGCUAAUAGGGUUAUAAUAAAUAUAUUUGAUGUGAGAACUGGUAAAGUGAUGAGAGAUUUUAAGGGAAGUGCUGAUGAUUUUGCUAUCGGAGGUACCGGCGGUGUCACUGGAGUGUCUUGGCCUGUUUUCAAAUGGAGUGGUGGAAGAGAAGAUAAGUACUUUGCGAGGAUGGGGAAGAAUGUACUUUCUGUAUACGAGGCAGAAACAUUUUCUCUCGUUGACAAAAAAUCCUUAAAGGUUGAAAAUAUAAUGGAUUUCAGCUGGUCACCAACUGAUCCAAUCAUUUCACUGUUUGUUCCUGAGACGGGAGGUGGGAACCAGCCUGCCAGGGUAAGUCUUGUUUCAAUCCCCAGCAAAGAAGAGCUCAGACAAAAAAACCUUUUUAGCGUCAGUGACUGUAAGAUGUACUGGCAGAGCAAUGGGGAUUAUCUUGCUGUUAAUGUGGACCGAUAUACCAAGACAAAGAAAAGUACUUACACUGGCUUUGAGCUUUUCCGUAUUAAGGAACGUGACAUACCCAUUGAAGUUCUAGAGCUUGAGAAUAAGAAUGAUAAGAUCAUUGCAUUUGCAUGGGAGCCAAAGGGACAUAGGUUUGUUGUUAUUCACGGGGAUAACCCUAAGCCUGAUAUUAGUAUCUAUUCUAUGCGGACUGCUCAGAACACUGGCCGUGUUUCAAAGCUUACUACUCUGAAAGGAAAGCAGGCAAAUGCUUUAUUUUGGUCUCCUGCAGGCCGCUUCAUUGUAUUAGCAGGGUUGAAAGGCUUCAAUGGACUGUUGGAAUUUUACAAUGUUGAUGAGCUUGAGACCAUGGCUACUACUGAUCAUUUUAUGGCAACUGAUGUUGAAUGGGAUCCAACUGGAAGGUAUGUUGCAACUGCUGUGACUUCGGUUCAUGAAAUGGAAAAUGGAUUCAAUAUAUGGUCUUUCAAUGGCAAACAUCUUUAUCGGAUAUUGAAGGAUCACUUCUUCCAGUUCUUAUGGAGACCUAGGCCACCAUCCUUCUUGACUCCCGAGAAAGAGGAAGAGAUUGCAAAGAACUUGAAGAAGUAUAGUAAGAAAUAUGAAGCAGAAGAUCAAGAUGUUUCGUUGCUGCUGAGUGAGCAGGAGCGUGAGAAGCGAAGGGUCUUGAAAGAAGAUUGGGACAAGUGGGUCAAUGAGUGGAAGCUGAUGCAUGAAGAAGAGAGGUCGGAGAGGAUAAAUCUGAGGGACGGAGAAGCUAGUGACGAGGAAGAAGAAUAUGAGGCAAAGGACAUUGAAGUUGAGGAGGUAGUCGAUGUUACCAAAGAGAUCCUUCACUUUGAGUAUGGUCAAGAGUGA